Messenger RNA from Lutzomyia longipalpis, 1225 nucleotides. RefSeq lists its product as uncharacterized. Bases 167 to 1099 code for a protein of 310 amino acids. NCBI's taxonomy places the organism in Eukaryota, Metazoa, Arthropoda, Insecta, Diptera, Psychodidae. The transcript is spliced from 2 exons. The record is from RefSeq and is a predicted model, not a curated record.
AAAGUUGAUCUCCGUUAUUGGAGCUGCUGCAAUGAGAGAAUCCCUCAUUUUUGGGUAGCUUUCUUCAUUGCUAAAUGUGUUUGUCCAUUUGUGCCGUGUGAAGCAUUUUUGAUUAAAAAAUUUUGAGUGUUUUUUCGUAUCCUGAAAAUCCGCAAAGUGAAAAAAAAUGAACGGAUAUGGUUCUAGUUCUAGUAGUUCAUCAGGAAGCUCAUCAGAUGAGGAAGAUCAGCCUAUGGUCUACUGGGAGCAGGUGAAUAUGGCAAGAUUACGAAGGGAACCCAGGCAGAGGAAUGCCAAUGGGCAGGUGUUGAAUGGAUAUCACGAAGAUCCACAGCCUGGACCAAGUCGACCACCCCAAUGGGAGGCACUUGUGGAAAUGGUAAUUGAGAGAUUACCCCAGGGAAAUCAUCGAGAUGGCAUGAUGAAUGGGCAUCUUGAGCUUGAUGAACCUGAUCAUGAACCUCCGUAUCUACCUCUGGCUGUACCUCAACCCGAACCUGAACCCCAACCAGGACCAAGCCGACGAAAGAGAAUACGCCUUGUGUUGAAUCCCGAUCGUCAAGGGCGAUCGAGAAGUCUCACUUUACCGCGAAGAAACAGCGAAGGCCCCCCAGACAGAUCACGUCAUCCACCAUUUCCGGGAUUCCAUUCCGAUGGUGAUCUCUUGCCUGUCAAUGUGGCUCGUCAGACUCGUCGAAUGCGAAGACGUUGCUUCUCACCGGGACCGGUUAUUGGCUUCCGUUGUCCAUCCGUCAGCCCCAUUGGGAGUGUACGUGAAUUCCAAAGCUACUCCUCAUCCAGAGCUUCCAGCCUUAUGGAUGUACGCGAAGAUGAUGAACUGCCAAAUGAUGUAUUUUAUGACGAUGAAGAUCCACCGGAUGUCCUUAACAGAACCCUAACCUGGUCAACGUUCCUGAACUACUUUGUAAUUGGACACCUCAUUCCGAAUUUUGAGAACGCCAGGAUCGAACUUUCCCAUUUUUGGGAAAUGACGACCCAAGAAUUCAAAGACAUUGGAAUUACAAAUGGUCGUGAAUUGGCAAUUCUGGCAAAAAUCCAAUAUUCCUACACAGGAGAAAAUCACUACAUGCGACGAUGAAAGAAGCUUUCAGGAUCAACUUAAUGACUAGAAAAAUAUUAUAUAUUUUUCUUUUUAAAAUAAAAGAACAAAUUGAAUAGAAAAUGUACAAAAAAAAUUGACUCGCAAUAAAUAUUGUAAAAAGUU